AUGUACAAAACGGUGCGGAAAGGCGAUGCCAGUCUGCAGUACACGAUACUGCCGCAGAUGGAUCAGUUCACAUCUGGCGGAUUCCCGCAGACUUCCAAUAAGCCUCGGCUGCGGAUUAUCAAGUACACAAUGGCCACUAUAAUGGUACUGAUCAUAUUAUCCUGCGUGGCCACGCCGUUCCUGAUAAAUCAGAAUGAUCACAACCUUUUCGCCAGCACAAUACACGCGAUUAGCCGGGUAGAGCCGGUCAGGAACACGUCAAGAAAUCAAACGAAGAACAUCGGUGAAAGUAAAAGCAGAGGCAAGAUUUCCACGGUAUUGACAACUGAGGUCACAAGGAGAAAAGACCUUGAAAACGGCACGACCUCCUUCAAUGUAAUUCUCCGGGGUGAAGAAGAAGAGGAAGAGGCUAUGGCUAAUGAUGCCACUUUAGCAGACACACCGGAAAUUAGUACACAAGUGAUUUCGAGCAUGGAAACGUCGACGAGGGAUCAUCAAAUGGCAACGACUUCCGCUCUAUCGUCGGCGUCGACAACGGUCUCUUCGACAUCAUCGACGACAUCGAAAGUGUUUUCGAGCAGUACGACGGAGGGCACAAAGACGUCUAAAAAGUUGAAAAUGCCGAGAGUAGUCUUAAAGCUGCGAGAGAACGAAACCAUACCACAGAUGUACGUAAAGUCGGGCAUAGCCUCCUAUAAGAAGGACAACAUCGCCACCAACGUCCUCGCGAGUGAGCUGAGUCUCGAGGGCUUGGUAUUUAAAACGCCGGAAGGCACGAUAAAACCCUGGCACCAGAUAUGGCCCUUCAGCGAGCUUGAUCCCGACACCAAGUGGAAAUUGUUCAUCAUGAAACACGUAGCAACCAUAGCAAGUUAUGGACUCUUUGCAGGAAUUGGUUUAGUGGUGCUUGGUAUGCUCUGUGUACUUUUGUGCUCGAAUUGUGAUGCCUGUAAAGCGAGUAACCGUGCAGGAAAGAACAUUGAUCUAGAAUUCAAGGAGCACGAGUCGACUCUGUUGGGCCCGGAGAGUCAAGCAAUUGAAGAAAAGGAGUAA
Messenger RNA from Cyphomyrmex costatus, 1053 nucleotides. RefSeq names its product mucin-21. The transcript is spliced from 3 exons. The record is from RefSeq and is a predicted model, not a curated record. Bases 1 to 1053 code for a protein of 350 amino acids. NCBI's taxonomy places the organism in Eukaryota, Metazoa, Arthropoda, Insecta, Hymenoptera, Formicidae.